Molecule: messenger RNA, 3412 nt
Organism: Salarias fasciatus (jewelled blenny)
Lineage: Eukaryota; Metazoa; Chordata; Actinopteri; Blenniiformes; Blenniidae
Product: neoverrucotoxin subunit alpha-like
Exons: 5
Coding region: 130-2289 (719 amino acids)
Molecular function (GO): protein binding
Source: RefSeq, a predicted model, not a curated record
GCCACUCAGACUGUCUGCUGAAGCCUGGAAGUCAACAAGACUCACCAAGACUCACCUGUUCAGCUUCAUCUGAAGAGCGCCACCAGACAAACUGCACCGGAGCGCACCGUGAAAUAAUUAUUCAACAACAUGGAAAUACAGCGUUACCAAAUACAGCCGGUUGAAGACGUGGCCUCGAUCAUGACCUCAGACAUGGCGGUGGCUGCUCUGAGUCAACCUUUCACCCUCGGGAUGCUCGUUGACGCUCGCAAAGAUCGACUGACUCCGGGCUUUAUGCUGUGGGACGAUAAAACCAUACAAGAAAGCACAGAGGUGACGCCUCACCACAGCAGUGAGACCUUCAUUUCUACAUCCGACUCCACUGAAUCCAAAACAUCUCUCCUCGAUGUCAACACCUCUCUAAAAGCCAGUUUCCUGGGUGGUCUGAUAGAAGUUAAUGGAUCUGCCAAAUACCUGAAUGACCAGAAAAAGUUCAUCAACCAGAGCAGAGUGACCUUUCAGUACAAAGCUACCACUAACUUCAAACAGCUGUCUCUGGCUCAUCUUGGCAACAUGGAUCCACAACAGAUGAGUGUGAUUGAGAAGGACUUUGCAACACACAUUGUCACCAAGAUCCUUUAUGGGGCAAAUGCUUUCUUCGUGUUUGACAGUGAGAAGUUGGACUCGAGCAGCGUGCAGAAAAUGGAGGGCAGCAUGGAAGCUGUCAUCAAUAAGAUCCCCUCCUUCACUGCUGAGGGAAAUGUCAAGAUCGAGCUGACUGAAGAAGAAAAAUCUCUCAUUCAGAAGUUCUCCUGCAAAUUUUACGGAGACUUCAUUCUUGAAAGCAACCCUGCAACAUUUGUUGAUGCAGUGAAGACCUUUGCAGAACUGCCGAAGCUGCUGGGAGAAAAUGGAGAGAAAACCGUCCCGGUGAAGGUCUGGUUGAUGCCACUGAAGAACUUAUCUACAAAAGCUCCUGAUCUUCUGACAGAUCUCAGUGUUGGUCUGGUGAGGAGAGUUGAAGAAACUCUGGAAGACGUGAAGCAGAUGGAAUCCAGAUGUAAUGAAUCUCUGGUGGAUGGAGUGGGAGAGGAUUUCCCACAGAUUCAAGAAGACCUGCAUCGUUACCAGAAGCUGUGUAAUUACUACACAUCUAAUCUUCAACAGGCCCUGGAGAAGAAGCUUCCCUCCAUCCGUGAAGGUAAAGAGGAUGAGAGCUCACUGAAACAACUCUUUGACAGCAGAGCCACGUCACCGUUCAGUCAUGAAAACCUACUCAAGUGGCUGGAGGGUAAAGAGAGAGAAAUCAACGUCAUCAGGUCCUGUGUAGAAAUAAUGGAGGGAGUGAAGAUCGUCCACAACCAGUCCGAACUGGAUCGAGAAGUUCUCAGUCCAGGUGUCCAAUAUACUCUGUGCUUUGUUUUCACCUCUUUGGAAAGUGCUGACCCCUGUCUGGAUGCAAUGGAUCAAUACCUGGAUUCACUUCAACCUAGAAUCACCACUGACAUCCCAUGGUACUACUCAGAUGAAGUUCUAACCAGAAUGAGAGAAAAAGCCAGAACCUUCCACGAUCUCGCCAACAAGCUCAAGAAAUACAAGAAGUGUCACUUUCUUGUGGCAGCUAUUGAAAAUAAGAAUCACACAGGAGCAACAAUCUACCAGUACAAGGACGGCAUCCUGAUCACUGAUGAUUUCCUCAGACCAGUUCCUCCAGUGGAGACGAUCAAAGACAAAACAGACCUCAUCCGGUAUGUCUGUGAUCUCACUGUGGACCCCGACACGGUGAGCAACAGCCUCUAUUUUAGUGAAGAAGAUGGAAGUGAUGGAAAGGAAGUCUUUAAGACGAGUGGGCACUUCUCAUACCCUGAUAACCCAAAGAGGUUUAACGUGCCACAGUUCAUGUGUCGAGAAAGUCUGACUGGACGUCAUUACUGGGAGGUUGAAUGGAGUCCUCAAACACUCGAUUAUGUCGCUGUAGCAGUUGCAUAUGAUGGAAUAGAAAGAAAACAAGAUUCAGGGCUUCUCCAAAACAGUCCCAAAGCUUGGGGCCUGAGACAUGUGACCCUGCUUGGCAAUGGAAUAAUUGUCUUCCAUUACCCUGACGAUCAUUUGACUUGGCGUGAUGCCACUGGUCACACCCGGAUCGGGGUGUAUCUGGACUGGCCUGCCGGUACUCUGUCCUUCUACAUCGUCUCCUCAGACACCCUGAGUCACAUAUACACCUUCCGCACCAGAUUCACUGAGCCUCUUUACCCCACCUUCCUUGUGGGAUACCCAAACAGUUACAUCCGGCUGCCCCCACCUUUGUGAUGUACCAGUCAAACACAGUUGCCCCGUUUACAUGGGUCCAAAAAUCCUCCCUGUAAUCAGAUUGUCAGGUCAAAUAAAUUGUAAAUGUCUCAUCUUGAGGGAAAAAAACAAGUUGUUCAACAGCUCCUUGAUCGACCACCAGCAGGUCGCCCGCGAUCAGGCAGCGGUGCAGCUGCUAAGCAGCCUUUCAGUCAGCUCUGUGAUACACCGCCCGCCACGGGCAACAAGCUGCCUGCCGUAGCGGCAUAUCACGGACUUGACUGAAAUAGCGGUUUGAGCGGAUAUCAAGCAGAUAAAAAUACACUGGUAGGCACUAAAGAUCAGAACCUGAAAAGUGGGAGAGAGACCUUCAGCGCAUGUCACAGAAACUGUGAAAUCCGCUUCAGCUGGAGCCCAUGUACACCGGGGUUGAACAUGAAUCACUUUAUUUUGCGUUCAUAGGAAAGUUAUGGGAGCAUUAUUGUCAUCAAUAUAUUUGUCAAAAUGGGUUCACAGUUGUCUAUUUGAAGAGUUGCCUGUCUGUAUCUCAAUCAGUCUGUCCAAAAUGAGAUUUGUCAAUGUGUAGAAUUUGUCAGUGUGAACCAGAAUCUUUAAAAGUCAUCUCAAAACUUGUCUGUCUGGAAUUAGGCUUUCGUGUGUGUAAAAAUUCUGCUACUCUGCUUAAAAAUUGUACAUGUAAUAAGAGUUGUCAAUGUGCUCAAAGAGAAGUCUCAGCAAUCACCUCACUAAUUAUUCAAACUGCAAAACAUCACUCUCAACUCGUAACUGGAGAGUUGUCUGUAUUUUAAGAAACUGAAGCCUAAAGAGUACAUUUUUCAACUUUGAAUAUCUUUGUAUGCACUGGCAACUCUUAUUAUUACAGGUACAAUUUUUAAUACAGAGUAGCUAAAUUUUCACAUACUGUAUAUGAAAACCUAAUUACAGACAGACAACUUUUGAAGAUUGUGGUUCACACUGAUAACUCUCACUUUGGACAGACAGAGAUACAGACAACUCUUAAUACGGACUGAAAAUUGUUUCGCAAAAAUAAGGCUCCCAUAAUCCAUCAAUACCAUUGUUUUCAAUAGGAUUGAAAAAAAAGCAAAACACCCAUGUCAAUGGGACCAGUGUUAUGUAUUCUAAU